AUUUUGAUGUAACUUUAAACUGUCAAAAAUGCUAUAAUAUAUACCAAUAAAGUAGAUGAAUAAAACGAAAUAUAUAUUGAACAACAUUUAAAGUUGUUUCUCAUUAUUGAUCCGCGGAACAUAUUAUUUCACUACGACAAGUAAACUUCACUACCUUUGAGAAAUGGAUACGUCCUCAGAGUCGGAAGGCGAACUCUCGCGUGGCGCUUACGACCAAGUGGCGUACGACGCAGCAACCGCGUUGACGGGUUACGAUGACCCAGCGAUCGUUAAGUCACCGUCUCGGCACUCAGAGUCCUCAGGCAGUGGCAGUGAUGUCGCCGAACCACGUGGCGCCUUAGCACAUCACAAGUUCUCCAUUGACCGUAUUCUGGGCCGGUUCAACGGUGGCGACGGUGCCGCCGCGACGGCCAUCGACUCCUGUCCAGAGACAUCGGACACCGGCAAACGCCACCGAAACGACUUGACGUUGCGCGGCGUGGAUAGCAUUGCGGAACUUAACGGUCACAACUUUCCUUACUCGUCGCUGCUAUACGGCGGGUGGUUUGCAGCUGCGGCUGCCGCAGCGGUGGCUAACAAGACACCACCGUCCCAUCUAUUCGGUCUUCAGGCACCAAAAACAGUGGGACGGAGAUCCAGAAAACCCGGUUUGGAUCGAAAACCCAGGCAAGCGUAUAGUGCAAAACAGCUAGAAAGAUUGGAAGCAGAAUUUAAAACGGACAAGUACUUGAGCGUGAGCAAGCGCAUGGAGCUGUCCAAGGCGCUGAACCUGACCGAAGUGCAGAUAAAGACGUGGUUCCAGAACAGGCGAACCAAGUGGAAGAAGCAGCUGGCGUCCAAGCUGAAGAUCGCGCACCGACACGGAUACUUCCAACCGGUGCAGCACUACGCGUCGCUGUUCGCUCCUCACUGUUACUUCCCGGCGGCGGCUGCGGCGGCAGCGACGGCUGCUUCCACUGCGAGCUCGUCCCCAUCCGGAACCGGCGGUGGACUGCAAAACUUCGGUUGCGGUUUGCCACCACCGCCUCCGUCGACACAGCAGACGUCUACUUCGACGGGGCCCGAGUCACUGGAACACGACGAGACGGUCGUCGUCGCGACCAAAACGGAACGCCAACACAAUCACCAUCAGCACCACCACCACCAUCACCAUCACCACCAACAGAGAUAAAAUAAUUCCAUUAUUGUCUCGUCGUGCGUACCCGGCGCACUUAUUGUCUAUCUAUAUAGUAUUGUUGAUUUUAUAAACAGUACUGCAGAGAUCUAAGUCUCUGAAGGUCCGCGGCGGGGUGCAACUAUUAUUAUUGGAAGCAUCUUAUAUUAAAAUAAAAAUUGCUAUUUA
Messenger RNA from Rhopalosiphum maidis (corn leaf aphid), 1342 nucleotides. RefSeq names its product homeobox protein rough-like. Gene Ontology annotation, molecular function: DNA binding; DNA-binding transcription factor activity, RNA polymerase II-specific. The transcript has 5 exons. The coding region runs from base 164 to 1171 and encodes 335 amino acids. The record is from RefSeq and is a predicted model, not a curated record. Gene Ontology annotation, biological process: regulation of DNA-templated transcription. Lineage: Eukaryota; Metazoa; Arthropoda; Insecta; Hemiptera; Aphididae.